AUGGAUGACAAAGGAACAAUAGCAAGGAACAAUGUUUCCGGUGAAGAAAUUGUUAUUUCUGGUAUUGCUGGCAGAUUUCCUAGUUCGGAUAAUAUGAAUCAAUUGCGAGAAAAUUUAUUCAAUAAAAUUGAUCUCGUUAGAGCAGAUCAUGAUCGAUGGGAAAAAGCUUUAGAGCAUCCGGAAUUUUCACGCCGUAUGGGUACUGUCAAUAAAGCAGAAAAAUUUGAUGCGGAUUUUUUCGGAUUAUCUUUUGAACAAGCACACACACUCUCAGGUGAAGCAAGAUUGUUAUUGGAACAUGCUUACGAAGCAAUUAUCGAUGCAGGGAUUAAUCCAACGCAAUUACAAGGAAAAAAUACUGCUGUCAUUAUAGGGAUAUCUUAUAUUGAACCGCAAGCGAAAUAUUUGUAUACAAAUGUUCAGAUAAAUGGUCAGAAUAUUAUUGGAUGCCAUAAAUCUGCGACGGCAAAUAUGAUUUCAUAUUUCUUGGACCUGAAAGGACCAUCUUGUACCAUCGAUACAGCAUGCAGUUCAAGCUUUCAUGCUAUGGCCGUUGGUUAUGAUUAUAUUAUGUCAGGAAAAUGUGAAGACGCGAUAAUUGGAACAGCAAAUUUAUGUUUUGCUCCCAUUGUAAACCUGCAAUUCACUCGACUUGGCGUCUUGUCUCCAACUGGUUAUUGCAGACCAUUUGAUAGCACUGCUAACGGUUAUGCGCGUGGCGAAACGGUGGCAGUGAUAUAUCUUCAAAAGGCGAAAAAUGCAAAGAGGAUUUAUGCCAUAUGUCCCCAUAUAAAAUUAAAUAAUGAUGGUUAUAAAGAAGAAGGAAUAACAUAUCCUUCAUCACAAAUGCAAUAUACCUUACUAAAGGAAUUUUACGAAGAGUGUAAAAUACCAACAUCUUAUUUGGAUUAUGUCGAAGCACAUGGUACUGCUACGAUAGCUGGCGAUCCUCCAGAAAUUAAUGCUAUCUAUAAUGUUUUUUGUACAAAUAGAGAAACUCCAUUAAUGAUCGGCUCUGUAAAAUCUAAUCUUGGUCAUACUGAAUCUGCGAGUGGCUUCAAUCAGAUCGCUAAGGUAAUAAUAGCAUUUGAAACCGGUUUUGUUCCACCGAAUAUCAAUUAUACAACGCCAAGGAAUGAUAUAGAUGCCUUGAUAAACGGAACAGUUCGUGUCAUCGAAAAACCAAUGCAACUUCAAAAUGGUUACGUAGGAAUUAAUAAUUUCGGUUUUGGGGGAUCCAAUGCUCACGUGUUAUUAAAAUGGAAUGAUAAACUGAAAAUAAAUAAUGGAGCACCAAAUGAUGAUUUACCUAGACUUGUUGUAUUAUCUGGACGCACUGAAGAAUCAGUGAAAUUGUUUUUAAAUGAUAUUGCUAACCAUCCAAUAGAUGUAGAAUAUAUUCGCUUAUUACACGAUAUCUAUGCAGACAAUAUAAAAAAUCAUCCAUGGAGAGGAUACAUUAUAUUGAAUUCUUUCCAACAAGAUUCAAUAAAGGAAAUUCAAAAUUGUGAAGACGUGAAGAGACCUGUUUGGUUUAUAUUUUCAGCCUUGGGUUCUCAAUGGCCAGGAAUGGGUCAAAACUUAUUAAAGUUUCAUACUUUUGCAAAAACAAUAAGAAAAUGUGAUGAUAUUUUAAAACCGUAUGAUAUAAGUGUCACAGAUAUUUUAACAAAAGCGGAUAAAUCAAUAUGCGAAAACACGUUAAAUGUUUAUCUUGGAAUCGUUGCUAUUCAGAUUGGAUUAGUAGAUCUCUUAACAUCCUUAGGAAUUACUCCUGAUUAUAUGAUUGGUCAUUCAGGCGGUGAACUUGGAUGUGCAUACGCAGAUAAAUGUCUGACCAUAGAACAAACUAUUUUAUCAGCAUACUUUAUCGGUAUAACGUGUGCCAAAGAAAGAAUAAUUCAUAGCUCAAUGGCGGUUAUCAGUUUAAGUUACGAGCAUCUUAAAAAUAUAUGUCCAUUGGAUAUUGAAAUUGUAUGCUACAACAGCAAAAAUAGCAGCAUCGUAUGUGGACCACCAGAAUCCGUACAAGAAUUUAUGAAAAAAUUAAAGGUCAAUAAUGUUUACGUGAAGGAGAUCUACUGCAAUGUACCAUAUCACAGUUCUUAUCUCGCACCAGCAAAACCUCAACUGCUGCUUAAUUUGAAUAAAAUAAUACCACAGCCAAAAAAACGGAGUUCAAAAUGGAUCAGUACUUCUAUACCUCGUACCAAAUGGUCCACUUCCACAACAAAGUUAUCAUCGGCAGACUAUCACACUCAAAGUUUAUUAAACAUUGUUCUAUUUCAACAAACUAUGGAUUUAAUUCCAAGCAACGCUGUGGUUAUUGAAAUCGCACCAGACAAUGUUUUGCAGCAUGCUUUGACAGGCUCCUUACAUCCAAAUGUAACAAAUAUUGUAUUGACUCAACAGACCAAUAAAAAUAUUGAUAUAACUUUACAAGGAAUUGGGAAGAUCUACAAUUGCGGUUUACAGCUACAAGUUGCCAAUUUAUACCCACCAGUCGAAUUUCCAGUUAGCCGAGGAACUCCUAUGAUUUCUCCAUCAAUCAGAUGGUGUCAUUCUGAAAAUUGGCUUACAUCAAGCGCAGAACAGAAGUACAUUAAAUCAAGAGGAAGGUACAUCAACAUUAUACUUGAUGAUGAAGAUUAUGAAUAUAUGAGCGGUCAUGUGAUCGAUGGAAGAAAUUUAUUACCCGCGACAGGUUAUUUAGGAUUCGUUUGGCAAAUGAUUGGCAUGAUGAAAGGAUCAAUGUACACAACAAUACCAAUAGUCUUUCGAGAUGUAAAAUUUAUUCGAGCUGCUCAUUUGUCGAAAAAUGAUGCUACAGAACUAUUUAUUGCAAUACAGAAAAAUGGACAGUUUGAAAUAACUGAUGGAGAUAGCGUUCUUGUCACAGGUACAGUGUACGAGACAGAGAAUCCAGAACAGGAAAUGAUUCCAAUAGAUUUAUUACCGGAGAAUAAUGAUGAAGAAGAAUACAUGACUGCACGAGAUAUCUAUAAAGAGUUGAAAUUGCGUGGAUAUCAGUACAGCGGCUGGUUUCGUGGAUUAAAGAGUGCCUCUAUUUCAGGAAGCCAAGGACAAAUCAUUUGGAAAAAUAAUUGGGUAACAUUCAUGGAUACUAUGUUACAGAUGUUAAUUAUCGGAUACGAUACUAGAGAUCUGUAUGUUCCUACAAGUAUUCAAAAAUUAGUGAUCAAUCCAAUGCUUCACGCAUGUAAGCUACAGAACAACGCGGAUGACGAAGAUGUUCACACAACAGAUAUUGACAAACUUUUACAGGCACGAAUAUACAAAGAGAUAAAUACGAUAAAAGCUGGUGGAGUAGAGAUUCGAGGCAUGAAAGCUACUCAGAUCUCUCGCCGAAAAUUAGAACAAGAUGCUGUUAUUGAGGAACAUACAUUUAUAGCUCAUUGUGAUCACGCUAAGAUUUCUUUAAACAAAGCAAUUCGAUUAUCAGCUCAACUUGUAUUGGAAGAUCAUCAAAUUAUCAAAGUGCGAGCUGUUGAGUUAGUGGAAGAUGUCGAUGAUGUUGAAUUAGAAUAUCUUUCAUCAUCACUGCUACUUGAGGCAUUUGGUGACAUGCCACUAAUACAAGUAAAUAUCACUCUAUUAACAUCAUCAAAUCGUUUCAGACCAGAAGAUUUACCGCAAAAUUGUUCAAUCAAAGAUAUUGAACAAUCGUCUAUAGAUGACAAAGCUUUAAUUGUUACUGGAUUCAAUCUUUUGACCAAACAACAUGCAUCGUUAGAGCGACUGUUGCCAUUUUUGGGAGAGGGAGGUUAUCUGCUGACUCGUGAGAAAUGCGACAUAAUUGAUUAUAAAAAACGUUUGCAACAAUAUGAGUUAAAUGUCAUUCUCGAAAAACGCACUGAAAAAGAAAUAAUUGUUUUAUUGAAGAAAAAAGUUUUAAUAAAAGAAAGGACUGUUGUUUACAUAAGUAAUGAUAAUUUUAAUUGGUUGGAAAAUUUAAAGUCGCUUGUAAGCGAUAAGAAAUUCGACAAGAAUAGCAGAAUUAUAAUUGUAGGAGAGGGAGACUUUGAAUGUGGUUUAUUAGGUUUUGUUAACUGUUUGAGAAAAGAGCCAGGUGGAGAACUUGUUAGAGGUGUGCUCCUUCAAGAUGAGGAAGCACCUAAAUUCUCUCUUGAAAAUCCCUUCUAUCUAGAGCAAUUACAGAAAGAUAUGACCAUUAAUGUACUGCGAUCUAAUAAAACUUGGGGAUCGUACAGACAUUUGAAAUUAUCACAACCCGAAGCUAAACUUGUACCUACCGCUCAUAUCUGUCAAAUGGUUCGUGGUGAUUUAAGUACACUUUGUUGGAUAGAAAAUAAUCUAUUAAACAUGUGUUGUCGUGAGAACUUGGUGCAUAUUGUUUACUCAUCUCUGAAUUUUAAAGAUAUAAUGUUUGCCACUGGUAAAUUAACAUUUCAUCAUGAGAUGAUUUUAGAAGGACGAUUAUUUCAAUAUCUUCCUCUUGGAAUGGAAUACGCGGGAUUCAAUGCUAACGGACAACGUAUAAUGGGAAUUCGUGAUACUAAUUGCAUAGCAAAUGUCGUUGAGAUAGAUGAAGAUCUUUGUUGGUAUAUACCCGAUGCGUGGACAUUUGAAGAGGCAAUAACGAUCCCGUGCGUUUACAGCACGGUUUAUUUAGCCUUAUACAUUUAUGGGAAAAUAAAAGAAGGUGAUAAAAUACUUAUACAUUCUGGUACUGGAGGCAUUGGACAAGCAGCUAUACAUCUUGCUCUUAAAGAGGGAUGUCAGGUAUUUACUACAGUGGGCACGAGUGAUAAACGGAAUUUUAUUAGAAAAAUAUUUCCGACUAUUUUGGAUGAACAUAUUGGAAAUUCUCGAGAUACUAGUUUUGAACAAAUGAUAAUGCAGCAGACGAAAGGUCGUGGAGUCGACAUUGUAUUAAAUUCAUUGGCGGAAGAAAAAUUAAUCGCCUCCGUUCGGUGUUUAGCUCACAAUGGUCGAUUCUUAGAGAUUGGCAAAUUCGACCUUGUUUCUAAUAAUCCCCUAGAUAUGUCUGUAUUUCAAAAAGGUAUCAGUUUUCAAGGGAUUAAAGUUGAAAAUAUGAUGAUAAAAAGUAGGGAUUCCAAGUGGAAACGUUUAUUAUUCACAUUGAUCAAAAAUGGUCUAAGUGAUGGAACAAUUAAACCAAUCCAAGCAAAAAUUUUUCCAAAAACAAAUGUUGAAGAAGCUUUUAGAUAUAUGGCGAGCGGAAAACAUAUGGGAAAGAUUAUUAUAAAUAUUCAUGAAAAAGAUGAACCUUUAGAUAAGCACAUUCUCGCGUAUCGUCGCUAUUAUUGUCUCAAAGAUAGGAGUUACAUUAUAUUAGGAGGCCUGGGCGGAUUUGGUUUAGAAUUAACAGACUGGCUUAUAUUUCGUGGUGCCAGAAACAUCGUUCUGAUUUCAAGAAAUGGAAUAAAAAACGGUUAUCAACGCAUGAAAGUUCGACUAUGGAAAUCAUAUGGCGUAAACGUUCUGAUCAUUAAGAAUAUCGAUGUUGCUGACCUCAAAGAUUGCGAAUAUCUUUUACGGACUGCGGAAAAAGAAGCUCCAGUGGACGCUAUAUUCAAUCUCGGUGUGGUACUGAGGGAUGGCAUCUUCAAAAACCAAACUGCAGAAGCAUUUGCAGAAUCCUUCCAAUCGAAGGCUCGUGCAACGCAAAUGUUAGACAAGCUUUCUAGGGAAAUCUGUCUUAAUCUGCGGCAUUUUGUGGUAUUCUCUUCCGUUUCUUGCGGCAGAGGAAACGCUGGUCAGACAAAUUAUGGCAUGGCCAACUCUAUUAUGGAAAGAAUUUGUGAGAAAAGAGCGGAGAAAGGAUUGCCGGGAUUGGCGAUUCAAUGGGGAGCUGUGGGUGACGUGGGGCUCGUCGCUGACAUGAUGGAGGAUGAUAAGGAAUUAAUUAUCGGAGGCACUCUACAGCAAAAAAUAUCUUGCUGUCUCAACGAGCUCGAUAAAUUUUUACUUCAAAGUCGGCCCAUUGUGAGCAGCAUGGUCGUAGCUGAAAAAAAAGUGGGAUGUCACGGAAGUCUGGUAGAAACAGUUGCUAAUAUUUUAAAUAUAAGUGACAUAAAAGUUGUAAGUCCAAAUUCAUCUCUGGCCGAACUCGGAAUGGAUUCUAUGAUGGCCGUAGAAAUCAAACAAACUCUGGAACGAGAAUUUGAUAUAUUUAUCACAGCUCAAGAUACACGAAAUCUCACUUUUGCAAAACUUAUUAAGAUGUCCGUUGCAAGCCUCAGUGAGGAUGAUGCGAAUGAUGAGAAGAAAAUCAACCUAGAAAAAUCAGACGUUAUAAAAAUUUUAGUUGGUAUUACAUUAAAAGAUGAAGAUUUUGUUUUCUCAACAGAUUUUUCGACUAACAGACAGAACACUACGACUGAAGUAUUUCUUAUACCGGGAAUUGACGGAUGUAGUCCUGUAUUUAAAACUAUAAUACCAUAUAUUAAGUUUUCAACAUCGUUGUUGCAUUAUAACGGAAACAACAUUGAUUCUACAAAUGUGAUAACGGAGACUACUAAUCGUCUGACAAACUGCAUACUUCCAAAACUAACAGAAGGAACAAAUUUUGUAAUGGUAGGGUACUCCUUCGGAUCUCUUAUUGCAAUUGAAGUAACAAGGAUAUUAGAAGCUAUGAAUUUUAAAGGCCGACUUAUUCUCAUCGACGGGGCUCCUGAGCUAGCACGAACAAUGUUCAAACCUUUUGAAUUAGAUUUUGAUGAUGCAAAUUUUCAGAUUGAUAUAUUAAUUAAUAUUCUAGAAAUCUAUUCAGCAGGAAGUUCUCAAAAAAUUUUAAUGGAAUUGAAGAAAUGUGAGAGCUGGAAUGAAAGAUUCAAUAUUUUCGCUAAACAAUUCUCAACUAUAUAUCCAUAUCUCUCAUUUGCAAAUUUAAAGACGCUGUGUACAACGAUUUACAAACAUUUAUCCCUUCUUCGGCAAUAUGAUCCUUAUACAUUACCACCUAUUAAGUCUCCCAUAAUAUUGCUAAAAUGUACGCACUCAUCAAAUAUGAUUGCGAUCGAAGAAGAUUUUUGUUUGCAUAAGGUAACUCAAAAUGUGGUAAAAGUACAUUACAUUGAAGGUGAUCAUGUGACAAUCUUGAAAAAUAAAAAAGUAGCAGCUGCUAUUAACGGAGAAUUACCAUUUACAAUUUAAUAUCUUAAUUUAUUAAUAAUUUGAUUUUA
Molecule: messenger RNA, 7190 nt
Organism: Atta colombica
Lineage: Eukaryota; Metazoa; Arthropoda; Insecta; Hymenoptera; Formicidae
Product: fatty acid synthase-like
Exons: 19
Coding region: 1-7161 (2386 amino acids)
Biological process (GO): fatty acid biosynthetic process
Molecular function (GO): fatty acid synthase activity; oxidoreductase activity; phosphopantetheine binding
Source: RefSeq, a predicted model, not a curated record